UUUUACUGAUAUUUUAUUCAAAAAGAAAAUGAACGGCACAAUUAGACGAUCUGAUCCCUGUGGUGAUUAUGAACUCCUUCAACGUGUCGGCACUGGUUCCUAUGGAGAAGUUUACAAGGCUCGUGACUUGAAAACUGGCCUUUUUGCAGCCGUAAAAAUUGUAAAAUUGGAACACGGCGACAACUUUGCUUCUAUCCAACAAGAAGUUUUGAUGCUUAGGGACUGUGUCCAUCCAAACAUUAUUGCGUAUAAUGGCAGCUAUUUGCGAAGGGACAGGUUGUGGAUAGUGAUGGAAUAUUGUGGUGGAGGAUCGUUACAGGACAUUUAUCAAAUGACCGGUCCUCUAACUGAACUCCAAAUUGCGUUCGUCUGCAGAGAAACACUUAAAGGACUAAAGUAUCUUCAUCAACGAGGGAAAGUGCAUCGUGACGUUAAAGGAGCAAAUAUUUUACUUACACACACUGGAGACAUUAAACUAGCCGAUUUUGGAAUUGCCGCCCAAAUUACUGCUACGCUUGGAAAGCGUCUUUCUUUCAUUGGCACACCUUACUGGAUGGCACCUGAAGUUGCUGAUGUUGAAAACCGUGGAGGUUAUGGUUCUGAAGUUGAUGUUUGGGCUGUAGGAAUAACUGGAAUUGAACUAGCCGAGCUUAAACCGCCAUAUUUUGAAUUGCCUCCAAUUCAAGUUUUGCAUUUGAUGACUAAAUCGAAUUACAAAGUGCCAAAAUUGAAGGACAAGAAAAAAUGGUCCCCAACUUUUACUCAAUUUAUUAAAGCCUGUUUAACAAAAAAUCCAAAAAAGCGUCCAUCACCAGAUAAAUUACUUACGACAAAUCCGUUUGUUUCGGGUGCUCUAAGUUCUCGUUUAAUUCGUGAAUUACUCGACCGGGUAAAUCAUCCAGACAGAAUUGAUAGAGAUGAGCAACAACAAAAUGAUUAUAAUGAAGAUAUAAUUGUUGAAAAAGAGGUUAGGAGAAGUAAAAAGGAAUGUGGGAAAAGAGAAAAUGGAGGAAAUAAAUUGAGGGAAUCUUCUGAAUCUGAACAAGAAGAAAAAUCAAAAACAGCUACUUAUCAAGUUGAAAAUUUUGCUUCUCAUCAUUUACACCAAUUUAAAUCUCCUUACAUUAAUAAUCGUCAGAAAAAUGGACGGAAGAAUUUGAGAAACAAUAAAAUUAUUCAACAACCAGAUGAUCGUCCAUCUUCGUCAUCGUCAUCUUCCUCCAUUUCUUCUUCAAUUUCAAAUCCACAUGGACAUGUUAAUUUGGGAAUGGAUGAAAAUGAUGUUGGGGAAGAGGAUGAGGUUUUUGGUGAUGACUGGAAUCAACAAAUUUCUUAUCAAAGCGAAAAAACUUUGGUUGCGUCACAGGGAGAGGCAAGUGGAAGAAUUAUUGAUUUGACUCUUCAGGAAAAUAAUGAUGGUAAUAAUAUUUUUGAACAACCUUCAUUUCAAAUUUCUUCUUCUCCAUUACAACCAAAUUCUCCUCAAAAAAGGCCAAAAAAUUUAAAUAUUCCAAAAAAUUCUUCAAACCAAAAACAACAACAACUUCAACCACAACGUUCACAUUCUUCAUUAAGUAGCGCACCAAAAUCUCCUUCUUUAAUUACUCGAACUCCAACAACAAAAAAAGCUUCGAAAAUUUUGGCUAGAAUAGAUGAAUCAUUAAAAUUAAAAUGGAAUAGAUUACGUUCAAAAUCGGCAUCUUUAUUAAAUGUGCAACAACAAUCUUCUAAUUAUUAUUAUGCAAUAAAUCAAAAUGGUCCUUUCGCUAGUCCAAGUACUCAAAACAACAACAUUAGUAAUAAUAGUCCAGCUGCAAAAAAGUAUGGAACUGCAAUAAAUCAACAUCAUACUCAUCAUCCAUUUCAAUCUAGACCUAUGACUUGUUGUUUUGGAAUGGUCCCAACUCCCCAAGUUACAAUGGGUGCUUGUUUUGUAACAGUUUUACACAAAAGCCCAAUAAAUGUCAAUUGUUGUGCACAAUGGUAUCACCCUGCUAACAGAAAACAAUUUAUGGUUUUGGGAGCAGAACAGGGUGUUUAUGCUUUGGAUUUGAGUGAUAUGUCUGGGGAGGAUGAAGCGCCGUUAGUUCAGCUCCACGAACGUCGAUGUACCUGGCUUCAUAUAGUUAACGACACAAUAACUGCCUUACAAGGAAAAACGCCUUAUUUGUAUAGACAUGAUCUUCUUCAAUUAUUUCAACAAGAAUUAAUAACACAAAAAUUGGCUGAUAAAUUGCAAAGGCUUCCAGAAAAGUUUAAACCUAAAGCUUUAAUUGGGUCAAUCAGAAUGCCUGAAACGAAGGAUUGUUAUCAAUGCAAUGUUGAACGAAGUAUUAAUGAUGGUGAAUUAUAUCUUUGUUGUGCUGUUCCAAAUGCUGUUUUAUUAUUUCGUUGGUAUGAUCCUUUAACUCGUUUUGUUUGGCUUAAACGUGUAGAAUUGGAUAAAUUGGCUCUUCCCUAUUUGGGACCUCAACAUCCACAUAAACCGUUUAAUUUAGUUUUUGGUUCUGGAGCAGCUAAUUCUGAUUAUCCUAUGGUUUGUAUUGGAAUUUCACGUGCAUUAACUUCCCCUGUUGGUACAGCACAACAAUUGCUAAAUGAUCUGAGAAAUAAUAAAACUUAUCAAAAAGACCGUUUAGAACUUCAAUUUGUUAAUUUUAACGGCCCAGAUAGCAAUAAUGGAGUUUCUUCUUCAAAUGGUUGUGGCGGUGGUGUUGGAGGACAAUUUUUUGAUCUCUUUACUUCUGACAUUUUUGGUGGUUGUGGAUCGUCAGAUGAUGAAUGUUGUUUUACUCCACAAGGACGUUCCCCCAACAAUUUUUGUAGUAAAAAUGGUAUAAUGGGUUCAGAUAUUAACGGAAGAACUAUUUGGAGAUGGAGGGAAAAACUUGAAAAUGUUGUGGCAUUGAAACAAUUGGAUAGAGAUACGUUAUUUUUGGCUUAUGAUAAUCAGAUUCUCAUUACUGACUUGAAUGGCAAUCAAAAGAAAACUGAUUUAAUGCAAACACAUUUUAUUUUUGAUUCUCGUUUGGAAUAUGCAAUUCCUUUAUCUGAUUCUGUUUUAGGCUUUCAUAAACAUGGAAUACAAGGAAAAUCUUUCUUCCGUGGAACAAUAACACAAGAAUUAAAUGACCCAUCAAAAGAUUAUCAUUUAAUUGGUAAAGAUAGUCUUAUUGUUUUAAAAAUGAUUAAAAGACGUCGCUGUACAAACCUCAAAAUCUCUUCUUUAUUAUCCUCACAAAAUGUAAAAGAUGUUAAUGUUGAAGAUGAGGCUGUUGAUGAUAUUAAUGAGGAGGAAGUAGAGGAGGAAGAGGAAGAAGAAGAGGAUAUUUGUGUACUUACAGGCCAUAUAUCUACAAUGACACCUCCAUAG
This is a messenger RNA of Meloidogyne enterolobii, 3373 nucleotides long. The record is from the annotation of a GenBank genome assembly. NCBI's taxonomy places the organism in Eukaryota, Metazoa, Nematoda, Chromadorea, Rhabditida, Meloidogynidae.